This is a messenger RNA of Phaeodactylum tricornutum CCAP 1055/1, 930 nucleotides long. RefSeq lists its product with no specific name. Gene Ontology annotation, biological process: 5-phosphoribose 1-diphosphate biosynthetic process; purine nucleotide biosynthetic process. Gene Ontology annotation, cellular component: ribose phosphate diphosphokinase complex; cytoplasm. The transcript has 2 exons. Gene Ontology annotation, molecular function: magnesium ion binding; ribose phosphate diphosphokinase activity. NCBI's taxonomy places the organism in Eukaryota, Bacillariophyta, Bacillariophyceae, Surirellales, Neidiaceae. Bases 1 to 930 code for a protein of 309 amino acids. The record is from RefSeq and is a predicted model, not a curated record.
AUGUCGCUGGCCCUAGAAGUCACCCGCCAUCUCGGUAUUGGUCUCGGCAAGGCCACGGUCGGCCGCUUCGCCGACGGUGAAGUCAACGUUGUCAUUCACGAGAACGUGCGCGGCAAAGAUGUUUAUAUUGUGCAACCAACGGGACCUCCGGUGAACGACAACGUCAUGGAAUUGUUGCUGAUGGUGUCGACACUCCGACGCGCCAGUGCCCGGCGGAUUACUGUAGUGAUUCCCUACUACGGUUAUGCACGACAGGAUCGCAAAAUGCAGGCGCGUGUUCCCAUUUCCGCCGCCGACGUGGCUCGUUUGAUGGAGUCCAUGGGUGUCGAUAGAGUCAUUGCGGUCGAUCUGCAUUGCGGACAGAUCCAGGGAUUCUUCGGACCCCGUGUUCCUGUCGAUAAUCUCGAUGGCGGCAUUGUGGGUCUCGAUUAUUUCGGUUGCAAGGACCUCCACAGUCCGGUAGUCGUCAGUCCGGACGCUGGCGGUGUCUACCGCGCCAAAAAGUUUAAAGAAGGCCUCGAGCAAAAGUACGACAUGCAGGACCUAGGUCUCGCUAUGAUUGUGAAACAACGUGCUCGCGCGGGAUCCGUCGACCAGAUGGAUCUGGUCGGAGACGUCAAGGACUGCGAUUGUAUUAUUGUCGAUGACAUGAUCGACACUGCUGGAACUCUCUGCAAGGCUGCGGACGUUCUCGUCGCGAACGGCGCCCGACGUGUCUUUGCCUUUGCCAGCCACGGUCUACUUAGUGGUCCUGGCAACGACCGUAUUGCGAAUUCCAAGUUGGAGGAGGUCGUCAUACUGAAUACCAUCCCCACUUCGCCUCAGAGAGAAGCCAACGACAAGUUGACUCAGCUCAGUGUAGCACCUCUCCUGGCGCAGGCUAUCUUCAAUAUUCAUGCCAAGAAGAGCAUUUCUGCGCUUUUUAAGUAG